This is a messenger RNA of Oikopleura dioica, 471 nucleotides long. The record is from the annotation of a GenBank genome assembly. Lineage: Eukaryota; Metazoa; Chordata; Appendicularia; Copelata; Oikopleuridae.
AUGCUGUCUCGCCGCGUGCUCCAGUCAACUUGUCUCUCCGCUGCGAGAAGGAGCAACGCGAAGCUCUGGACUCUUGGAAGACUGAACCACGUCGCAAUCGCCGUUCCAGAUUUAGACGAGUCUACUGCUUUUUACCGCGACACGCUCGGAGCCGAAGUUUCCGGCAAAGACGACCUUCCAGAGCACGGAGUCACCACCGUAUUCGUCAACUUGCCGAACACGAAGCUCGAAUUGCUCCAUCCUCUCGGCGAAAAAAGCCCGAUCGCCGGCUUUUUGGAGAAGAACAAAAAAGGCGGCAUUCAUCACAUCUGCAUCGAAGUCGACGACAUUCGAGCAGCGAUGAAGUCUUGCGCCGACGCUGGAAUUAGACUUCUCAACAAGGAACCGAAAAUCGGAGCGCACGGAAAACCAAUUGUGUUUUUGCAUCCAGCUGACUGCAACGGAGUUCUGACAGAACUCGAGGAAGCCUAA